CAAUCAAAGCGAUGAAUCGUCUCUGGUGUUCUCUAUUUAUCAUUGCAUUGUGCAUAGGGUUAAGUAACGCCUUAAAGAAAAAUUCUGUACAUUUUAAGAAUUCUCUUGGUCAAAAUAACAUUCUUAGGAUUCAUUGUAUAUCCGAUGAAGAUGAUCUAGGCUACCACAAUUUGAGCCCUGGACAAACUUAUGAUUUUAGUUUUCAUGAUAGUAUUGCGGGAACGAGGAUCAAUUGUGACUUAUGGCAGGGACUUGAUUACAGGUUUCAUGCACAUUUCCUGGCAUAUGAUGGUGACAUACUCAUACCUUCUUUUGGUAGAAAUAACUUUUGGGAUGCUAGAGAAGAUGGGAUUUACUUCACACAUGAUAUACUAAUUGUACCCAAGUUAAAGUAUAAAUGGGAUUUACUUCCUUUCUUGAAAUAGAUACCAAACUAUUAAAUAAAAACAUUGGAAUCCAU
Molecule: messenger RNA, 460 nt
Organism: Eutrema salsugineum
Lineage: Eukaryota; Viridiplantae; Streptophyta; Magnoliopsida; Brassicales; Brassicaceae
Product: S-protein homolog 9
Exons: 1
Coding region: 12-425 (137 amino acids)
Source: RefSeq, a predicted model, not a curated record